Messenger RNA from Knipowitschia caucasica, 723 nucleotides. The record is from the annotation of a GenBank genome assembly. Lineage: Eukaryota; Metazoa; Chordata; Actinopteri; Gobiiformes; Gobiidae.
AUGAGCGCCCAAGCGGCACGGGGGCCCCCAACAGCGGUGCGAGGUCCCGGAGCGGAGACGAGAGGAAGGCCCUGGCUCCGGAGGCACAAAAACAACCUGGUUUCGGUUCAGACUUAUUUUCUAAACAGCGACGCAUUCCCCGGACCUCCCCCGCCCACAUCUGUCGGAACUCGGGUCAGACUCCCAGCGCUCACCGCCAAAGUCCCACGGAGGAGGAGCGGCCUGGCACGGCUCAGCCUCAGCGAGCCCUCUCUGUUCCCUCACAAAGACAGUGUGUCAUUAGAGGUUCUGUCUCAUGGUCCCAGUCUGCUCCAUAAACGUUCCACCAGCUCCUCCUCCUCUAACGCCCUCGUCACCCCCAACCCUCCUGCACGGCCCCCGGACCCCUCCAGACCCCUGUAUCUGCACUUCUCCCGCUGCCUCCAGCCCAGUGUGAGGCCCCGCGCCCAGAGGAGACACUCACACACAGCUGUGCAGGUGUCCCCUCGGCCUGAGCCUCUGUCUGUGGUGGGAAAGACCUGCGUCCCGGUGUCCAGCCCCCGCCCCGCUCCUGCCCCGCGACCCUCCAGAGCCCACAUCCACGUGUUUCUGCCCUCUGAGGCCGAGGUCGAGGACAGCGAGUCGGUGGACGAGGGCUUCAUGGACGAGCUGGACCUUAAGAUGAGUUCUCUCAGGCUGCAGCAGGGGGCGCCACACACUCUACCUCAGCUGCCUUGGGUCUGA